Ctenopharyngodon idella (grass carp) is the source of this 3461-nucleotide messenger RNA. RefSeq names its product ELMO/CED-12 domain containing 1 (gene elmod1). Gene Ontology annotation, molecular function: GTPase activator activity. The transcript has 11 exons. The record is from RefSeq and is a predicted model, not a curated record. Lineage: Eukaryota; Metazoa; Chordata; Actinopteri; Cypriniformes; Xenocyprididae. The coding region runs from base 239 to 1222 and encodes 327 amino acids.
GGGGUCUUUCCGCCGCCGUGCGGCACAGCAGCGCUGCAUUGCGAUGCUCUGAAGCGCCCGCCCUCCCUCAUUCACAUGCUCAUCAUGGAGGAAUAACAGGUACCUGCCUUACAGAGAGAGGAGGACAGGCAUAUUCCCAUUCCCAGCGACAUCUUGAAACUUGUGUUUUGUGCAGGCGGUCAGACCAUCUGCGAAUGCGAGAUAUAACGUUACAGUUGUAGCAAAGCAGACAAUCACGAUGAAGCAUUUUCUAAGGGUACUGACCCAGUUGCUGGUGUUCUUGUACUGUAAGUGUUUGUGGCGGGGUCUGAAGUUUGUCAUCAGGAAGGUGACAGGACGAUGUGAGCUUCAACGCAUCUGUUACAAUAACAAACCUGGUGCUCGAAGGACGCUCAAGAUUGAAUCCUCACUUAAAUGUUCUAAACAUGAGCUUUUGCAGUCUGCCGUCAGCGUUCACCCAGAUUCUGUAGAGAAAACUAUUGAUGAUAUUUUGUCCCUGAAAAAGAUCAACCUUGACACUAACCCACAGCUUGGCAUCUCUCUCCAGGCUUGCCUUCUUCAGAUUGUAGGUUACCGAAACCUAGUAGUGGAGGUGGAGAAGCUGCGUAGAGAGCCAUACGACUGUGAAAACCCAACACAUGAAGAGAUGCUCAUGAAGCUGUGGAAGGAACUCCGUCCUGAUUCUCCUCUCUCUGGACGCAUCUCCAAGCAAUGGUGUGAGAUUGGUUUCCAAGGAAACGACCCCAAGACUGAUUUCAGGGGCAUGGGUCUCCUGGGCUUGCACAACCUACUGUAUUUUGCAGAGCAUGAUAAAGCCACCGCUCUCCAAGUUCUUCAUGACUCAUUGCAGCCCAAACACAGUAAGAUGAGCAAAGCUGAGUGGGACAAGAAAAAAUUUGACAAAGCGAUUGGAUACUCCUUUGCCAUAGUUGGCAUUAACAUCACAGACCUGGCAUAUUCCCUGCUGGUGAGCGGGGCUCUGAAGACUCAUCUGUACAAUGUGGCACCAGAGAUGCCAAGUCUAGUGCACUUCCAACAGACUUUCUGUUAUCUGAUGCAGGAGUUCCACAGGUUCUGGAUUGAGGAAGAUCCAUGUGACAUCAUGGAGUUCAAUCGUGUGCGCACCAAGUUCUACAAGCGCGUCCUGAAGCAGCUGAAGAACCCUGACAUGGCACUGUGUCCUCACUUCACGGCCUCUGACCUUCACCUGGUCAACCUGUAGCUUCUCACUCAUCUCAACUCUUGUGACACUUCACCUUCUCAUCCUUAAAGCCCAUGUCUCAUUACUGCCAACUGCUUAGCCGGUCUUUUUCUCACACAUUCUCUCACCAAUGUCUCCUUCAGCCCAUCUGACCAGAAGCAACUGAAGAUCACCAGCACUGCUGAAGACCAUGUUGAUUGUACGUGCGCAUGGCAACAGUGCACCUCCUUACAGCUUUCACAAUGAUUGUGAUAUUUACAGCUACUGUAUGCUGAAGUCUUAAUCAGCAUCUGAAUGUGGAUCGGAGGGAAAUCUCUCCUGAUAAGACAGGGCUCCCUAUCCACCAGUAGGUAGAGCUGUUGGUGCAUAUUAGGUAAGACAGUGAGCUUCAGGCAUGCGAGAGUUUCUACCCACAUCCACCGCAGAAGGCUGCACUGAUACCAGGCACACUUAGAAACAGGUGGCCCUUGUUUGUAUACAGUAUACUUUUGGAGCUGUUAUAUGAAGGAUAACCUUUCUUUACUUAUUGUGAAUCUGUUAAAGGAAUAUUCAAGGUUCAGUACAAAUUCAGCUCAAUCAACAGUACUUGUGGUAUAAUGUUGAAUAUCACAAAAAAAAAAAAAAAUAUAUAUAUAUAUAUAUAUAUAUAUAUAAUGGAUGUUUCUGGUUUACAGUGAGGCACUUACAAUGGAAGUGAAUUGGGCCAAUUUGUAAACAUUAAAAUUCAAUAGUGUAGCCACAAGAUUUAAACAAUAUACAUGAUAACACAAUACUAACCUUUUCUGUCAAGUAUUUUCCAAUUUUAUAACAUUUUUGCCAUGACAACCAUAAAACAACUGUAAAUACAAUGGGGCCGUUUACACGACACCGUUUUCAACUAAAAACGGAAAACUUUUUAUGCGUUUUGGCCAUUCAUUUACAUGACAACGACGUUUUGGUGGUCUGAAAACGCAAACUUUUGAAAACGGGUUUCAAAGUGCAAGUUUUUGAAAACGGUCUCCGUGUGAACAACAGAAACGCGAAUCUGUGAAAACGUCGACGCCGUGCACAUGCGCAUUACACGUUCAGUCUAUAGUGUUUCAUCGCCAUCUAAUGGCCGGACAGCAGAAUACAGAGUUUUUAGUCAUUUUCACGGAUUCGUAUGAAUGAGGAUCGUUUUGACAAUGGUGUCUGUACGCGGAAAACUCAAAGGAAAAACUUCUCCGUUUUAAGCAUAUCGUUGUCGUGUAAACGUGCCCUUAAACGGCUUGACAACUCAGAAAAUACGUUUGAACAGAAUAAUAGUACUUUUAUAAUAUUAGAAGCUUCAAUUUUAUUUUAAGAAAACAAAUGGAAGAGUCAACAUUAUUUUUGUGGUAAUCAACAUUUCCAACAGAUGCUGUCAGUUGAGCCUUACUUGCGUUGAACUCGGAAUAAUCCAUUAAACUGAAAUUAUUUCUGCUUGCUGCAUUAACAGAUCAUUCAUAAGUUCAUAACUAUUAUCGUCACAAUCAUAUUAUGAAUUCUUCUAUCAAAUACUUACAUAGCCUACUUCAUGUUGCCAAGAAGCAGAGCUUAAAAUCAAAUAUUUACUUGCCAAAUAUGGUAGGAUAAUGUGUGUUUUGUGAAUGUUAUCAUGCAGAGCACAUGAUUGUUUUACAAACGUAUUAGUGUUGAUGUAAAAAAAAAAAAAAUAUAUGGAAUGUUCCAUUUUUCUGUUCUACAACCAAAGCAAUAAGUGACGUUUAGAACAGUUAGUAGAACAGUCUUGAUUUCUUUUGCACAGGUGGUGCCUCUAUUGUGUUACUAAGACACUAAUUAUAUAAUAAUUAAUGUACAAUCCUAAAGUUUAGGCCUAAGUGUGAGUAUUUCAGGCUUUUUUUGGUCUCUUCUGUAUUUCUUUAUCUUUUACAGUUGUCACAUCACAGAUGCAUGUUGCUCUUUUGUUUAUGUUUGUCCAUUAACCCUUUAACAUGAUGGACGGUCACAGGGUUUGCAUGAUGAUUUUGUUUUUGCCUGCAAAAAAAUUGUGUUAUCAGAAUGUCACUUAAUUUUAAUGUUGUUAAUCGGUGCAAUGAAUGUCUAUGCUACUGGCAGUGUUAAGCAGCUUCUUUUUAAUAGCUAUUGGUUGAAUUGUGUUUACACAGGAAUUUUAAUGUGUAAAAAGUGUCAUAUAUUUCCCAUUGCAGCACUUUUACAGAUAAAGCACUUGCUGUACAUAAAGCCUUAUAGGUGAAAUACAUCGAAACAUUAUUAAAGCUCUUCAUUACGCAUGGCUGAA